UUUCUUAGACGAUGGUUCCUCUCUAACGUUGGUGGAGAAAUCGGUAGCAGAGCAAUUGGGAGAGUCCGGACCAAAAGGAGCACUGUACCUGAAUUGGACCAGCAAUGUAACCCGUUGCGAAGCUGACUCCCAAGAAAUAUCUUUCAAAAUUUCGGGAAUAUCUAGUGGAAAAUCAUUCCAAGUCAAGUCAGCCAGAACUGUGUCAGAGCUGAACCUUCCAAUACAAUCGUUGAAUCCGGAACAACUUUCCUUUCAAUACACCCACCUCACAGGACUACCGAUAGCGAAAUACGAAAACGCUGUGCCACGCGUGCUUAUUGGCUUGGACCAAUUGAACCUGUCAAUGCCGCUGAAAUGCCGGGAAGGGCACAAAGGAGAACCAGUAGCCACAAAAACGCGACUCGGGUGGUGUGUAUACGGCGGGGGUAAUGCGAAAACCGUAGGGGUCAGUUGCCAUAUCUCGGAAGUCCAGCCAGAAACGGAUCUUCACGAGGUAGUCAAGCGAUACUUCGAGCAGGAAGAUACAGGAACUAAACCUGUCGUGGAAUUGGAAUCAGUAGAAGACACGAGAGCGAAAAAGAUUCUGGUCGACACCACGGUUCGUGUAGACGGUCGGUUUGAAACUGGGCUCCUCUGGAGAUAUGAUCACUUCGAAUUUCCAGAAAGCUACCACAUGGCUCUUCGUCGAUUGGAGUGCUUAGAACGGAGAAUGUCUCGUGAACCUGCACUAAAGGAGAACGUCCUCCAACAGAUUGAGGACUACCAAGCGAAAGGUUAUGCUCAUCUUGCUACUGAGGAGGAUCUGGCAAAUGCUGACCCACGCAGAACAUGGUAUUUACCACUCGGCGUUGUGACCAAUCCCAAAAAACCUGGCAAAGUGCGAUUGAUUUGGGAUGCUGCGGCCAAAGUGGACGGCAUCUCUCUCAACAUGGUUCUCCUAAAAGGACCAGAUCUGCUGACCUGUCUUCCAGGGGUUCUUUGCCGUUUUCGAGAGAAGCCCGUGGGGGUAAGCGGAGACAUACGUGAAAUGUUUCACCAGUUCCGUAUACGACGUGCAGAUCGCCCCGCUCAAAGCUUUCUGAUGCGGAAGGAUUCUAAUAAAAAACCCGAUGUGUAUUUCAUGGACGUAGCCACCUUUGGCUCCAGCUGCUCACCGUGUAGUGCGCAGUACAUCAAGAACCGGAACGCUGAAGAAUUUGCUGUCGACUAUCCCAGGGCAGCGGAGGCGAUAAUCAAGUGCCACUAUGUGGACGACUAUCUGGAUAGCUUCGACCACAUCGAGGAUGCUCAACGAGUUGCUGCUGAGGUGAGAAUGAUCCAUGGAAAGGGUGGUUUCGAAAUCCGUCGUUGGCGGUCCAAUUCCCAGGAUGUACUCAACCAUCUAGGCGAAACGGUGUUUCCGGUAGUGAAGGACCUGAACUUGGAUAAAAGCGACGGGGUGGAAAGAGUUCUCGGUAUGCUAUGGUUCCCAAUAGAGGAUGAAUUGGGAUUCUCAACUCAAGUGCGCAAUGAUAUUGCUGCAAUCAUCGACGAAGGCAGACGACCAACCAAGCGCCAAGUUCUACGGUGUGUCAUGUCAUUAUUUGACCCCCUCGGAUUGUUGGCCGUGUACACAGUGCAUGGAAAGAUUUUGAUUCAAUCGAUAUGGCGCUCGGGAUCAGACUGGGACGAGGAAGUUGGAGAGGAAGCAUUCAACCGUUGGCUAAAAUGGAUUGGAAUCUUAAAUCAGGUGGAUGGUAUUCGCAUUCCUCGUUGUUACAUUGGUCAAACUGCUUCCACUUCAUUGCACUCCGUAGAGCUACACGUAUUUGUAGAUGCCAGCGAAGAAGCAUACAGUGCAGCAACUUAUUUCCGUUUUAUUCUUGUCGACGGGACCGUCAUCUGCAACCUAAUUUCGGCGAAGACGAAAGUGGCACCUCUCAAAACGUUAUCGAUACCUCGCCUGGAACUUCAAGCGGCCGUCCUUGGGGCUCGACUUGCGUCCUUCGUCAAAGACAGCCACACUCGAACCAUAAAUAAAAGGGUUUUUUGGUCGGAUUCUAGCACCGUCUUAGCCUGGAUUCGGUCGGACGCCCGAAGAUACCGACAAUAUGUCGCGUGCCGCAUCGGUGAGAUUCUCACGCUAUCGGAAAGCAGCGAGUGGAGAUGGGUGCCUACCAAAAUGAACAGCGCCGACGAGGCGACGAAGUGGGGGCACGGACCUUGCUUAUCGUCGGAAGGAAAAUGGUUCCGCGGCCCAGAGUUUCUACAACAACCGGAGCAGCAGUGGCCACAACAGAAUUUCAAGCAGAAAGUCUGUACAGAGGAGGAGCUUCGACCAUGUUUCGUGCACGGAGUCUUGACGUUGGAGCCUCUAGUGAAGUUUGAACGAUUUUCCCUAUGGAUGCGUCUUCUCCGAACAAUAGGCUACAUACUACGGUUCAUUCAAAAUGCUCGUAGAACUAAAGAACAGCGAGACGUAACACCGUUGAACUCCGACGAAAUUCAAAGAGCGGAAAACAUUCUUUGGCGUCGCUGUCAGGAAGAAUCCUAUCCGGACGAGAUCGCCCAACUGAAGGCGGAUAAGAAAAAUGUUGACAAAUCAUCACCAAUUUAUAAACUGUCUCCGUACAUCGAUGAGUGUGGAGUCCUAAGGCAGGAUGGGCGAAUUGGAGCGGUAGCAAACACAGGGUUCAACGUGAAGUUUCCGAUAAUCUUGCCGAAGUUACACCGAGUGACAACUCUGCUUCUGGAUUACUAUCAUCGUAAAAACCAUCAUGCGAAUCCCGAAACGGUGGUGAAUGAGGUAAGACAAAAUUUCUACAUUCCUCACCUUCGAGCAGCAGUACGGAAGACGUCACGAAUUUGUCAAAAGUGUAAGAUCUAUAAAUCACAGCCGUCCACACCAAAAAUGGCACCCCUGCCAACCGCCAGAUUAGCAUCUUUUGAACGCCCUUUCUCAUACGUUGGAGUGGACUAUUUCGGUCCGAUGUUAGUGAAGGUUGGGCGCAGUCACGCAAAGCGUUGGGUGGCACUGUUUACGUGUCUCACCACUCGCGGAGUUCAUCUCGAAGUCGCGCAUAGUUUGAGUUCCGAGAGCUGCAUCACGUGCUUUCGCCGAUUCGUUGGGCGUCGAGGGGCCCCCGUGGAAGUAUAUAGUGACAAUGGAACCAACUUCCAAGGUGCUGAGAGGGAGCUUCGAAAACAGAUCGGCAACGGUCUGGCGGAAACAUUUACCAAUGCCAAUACCAAAUGGUUCUUCAACCCACCCUCAGCUCCGCAUAUGGGUGGAGCUUGGGAGAGGCUGGUUCGUUCUAUAAAAACCGCCAUAGAAAGUAUCGACACCGGAAGAAAGCUUAACGACGAAGGGUUUCAGACAUUACUAGUCGAAGCGGAAAGUAUCGUCAAUUCUAGACCGUUGACUUAUCUGCCUUUGGAGUCAGAAGAGCAGGAGGCCCUAACGCCGAAUCAUUUUCUGCUUGGAAGCUCCAGUGGGGUCAAGCAACCAGUUGCGAACCCCACGGAUCAGCGGGAGGCAGUCCUAAACAGCUGGAAGCAGAUCCAACAUCAGCUAGACAUUUUCUGGCGUCGUUGGUUGAGGGAGUAUCUGCCAACGAUUUGUAGGCGUACGAAAUGGUUCAGCGAUACCAAGAGAUCUGAAGUAGGUGACCUAGUGCUCAUUGCGGAUAGUAGCAAACGGAACAACUGGAUACGGGGACGAAUAAUGGAAGUACAGCCGGGGCCCGAUGGUCGGGUACGACGAGCUACAGUUCAGACGAGCACGGGAUUCUUAAGAAGACCAGUCAGCAAGUUGGCCGUGUUAGACGUCAGCGAUCCAAGUAAAACUGCUCCGGAUACGCAGUGUUACGGGGGCGGGAAUGUUGCCGUACAAGCUGGCAACGCUGGUUAGUAUCAUAGUACCAACUCUGCAGAAUUAAUUCCAAACGGUGAUGACGGGCGAACAUCAGAAACUCAGGAAAUACAGAACAAAGCCCUAUUAAAUGCGUGAUAGAUAGUGCGUGGAAGGCAGAUGAAAUUAAAUAAUACAGUGAAUUUAUUAAUAUUCCUAACACUAUAUACGUAAUCGUAUUACUACAGUAAGCUGAGGCUAUUUCCGUACGUCAAAGUGAUUUCAGCUGGAUAACGUGCGAACUAAUCGCGCUAGAAAUCGCAGUACCAAAUACCUAAAAUUUGAUUAAUUAAAUU
Molecule: messenger RNA, 4185 nt
Organism: Ochlerotatus camptorhynchus
Lineage: Eukaryota; Metazoa; Arthropoda; Insecta; Diptera; Culicidae
Exons: 2
Coding region: 344-3889 (1181 amino acids)
Biological process (GO): DNA integration
Molecular function (GO): nucleic acid binding
Source: RefSeq, a predicted model, not a curated record